UGUCCCCCUUUGGAUAUAAGAGUACAACACAGUUUUUAGGCACAAUACUCUACUGCCUGUCAGACUGGCCAGCACACGUGUACUGUGAAGAUGCUUGCGUCUUGUGAAUGAAGCUCUGGUCUCUGUAGAUUUCUGCACUGGAAGCCAAGACAUUUCCAAUUGCCGAAGGAGAAACUUUUGAACUUCUUGGAGGAGCUGGACAUUUAUUAGUGGCCCGACGCUUUUACCCAUGGAUCCAUCAGCAAGUAGCUGUAUGCGAAGCAGCCACUCAGGUGCCCCUCUAUGGGGCUGUAUGCGAAAUCCGCAAGGGGAUCUGAAUUCAGCCUCUCCCUUGCACCCUUACCAACAAGUCUCAUUCUUUCAUCAGAAGCCGGACUAUGCGGCAUACUCAGAUUUCUCUGCGUCAUGCCUAGCGACAGCACCCCACAGCUUCCCUCGAGAAGAGAGGUUGUAUGCAGAACAGCAUCACACGUUUCAUCACUCAGAUUGGCACUUUCCAGCUGCAGAAGCCCGGAGGCGACUGAACCCCGAACUGGGCUUGAGCUCAGGAGAAACAGAAAGCAGCAGUCCGAAUUUGGUAGACGGCUCGGGGUGCAUCAACGAAGAAUAUGGGGUGUCAAGUGAAGCAUCUCAAGAGACAGAGAAAAAGACUUUAAAGAGGAAAAAAGACAUCGCAGAAAAUGGUGAUACUGUCACCAAACCAGAAACAAACAGCAAAGCCAGAAAAGAAAGAACAGCCUUCACCAAAGAACAGCUGAGGGAGCUGGAAGCUGAAUUUGCUCAUCAUAAUUACCUGACCCGACUCCGAAGAUACGAGAUAGCUGUGAACCUCGACCUCACUGAAAGACAGGUUAAAGUUUGGUUCCAGAACCGAAGAAUGAAGUGGAAACGUGUCAAAGGUGGACAGCCAGUGUCUCCAAAUGAUCAAGAUGCAGAUGACUUAGACUCUACAGCAUCCCCCAGCUCUGAAUAGCAUGCUUACAGCAUGCUCCAUGAACUUUAGUAUCGUACUUCCACAAGACAACUCUGCAUUCUUGGUCUUCCAACCUUGAUCACACUGGUUAACCAAGCUAGUAUGAUUUUACCUUUUUCCUUUGCAGAUACAUUUAUCCUAUGUUUCUUAUUUGAAAACAUAAUGGGUAGGAUCCCAGAGGUCGGGAAAUGCAUUUUUAGACUUUUCAAUGCUUUCACAAUCAUAAAAUGUCCCCAACUUAUAGUUGUAAGCUAUCUCAGACAUCUUUGUAUACGGAAAAUGUAUAUUGAAAUUGGUAUAGUAAUAAUAUUUUUGUACUACUUUUCCACAAGGUUCCUCUAUCUUGAAAUGCAUAAAAAGAAGCCCAUCUCAUGAACUUAUUUCUGGCAGGUCUCAGACUGAAAUUUCUAUGUAUUUCUUCAUAAUCAGACAAGUUCAUCUCAUAUUUUUAUUAACUGUUCAACUGAAUAAGAUGCCAAAAUAAUUCUUUUUUUUUUUUACCCCAAGACAAACAAUGUUUUAUGUUGUUUUUUUUACAUUUUUUUUAUUGUAUU
Bufo bufo (common toad) is the source of this 1527-nucleotide messenger RNA. RefSeq names its product mesenchyme homeobox 1 (gene MEOX1). The record is from RefSeq and is a predicted model, not a curated record. Bases 230 to 973 code for a protein of 247 amino acids. The transcript is spliced from 3 exons. Gene Ontology annotation, molecular function: RNA polymerase II cis-regulatory region sequence-specific DNA binding; DNA-binding transcription factor activity, RNA polymerase II-specific. NCBI's taxonomy places the organism in Eukaryota, Metazoa, Chordata, Amphibia, Anura, Bufonidae. Gene Ontology annotation, biological process: positive regulation of transcription by RNA polymerase II. Gene Ontology annotation, cellular component: nucleus.